AUGGUGGUACAUAGAAGACAUAUACCAAAUCACUCAAUUGAUCUGUCUGGCCUCUUGAAAAUGGAAGCCCCAACCGUCCCCGUUGACAAAGCCGCCGAACUCUCCGGCAUCACUACAUCCGGAAAAGUAACAGUCACACGAGUCCCCAACGACUCAAUCGACAAGACAUUCGCACGAACCACAAACCUCGCCUCAUCGGCUCUCAACGCGAGGAUUCUGUCAAAAUCAAACGAUUAUUUCGCCGCGGCCGAGAAUCUGCUUACCCCUACACCACCGAUACACAAACCCGGCGUCUUUGUGCAUACCGGCGCAUGGUACGAUGGGUGGGAGACGCGCCGCCACAACCCCGAACCAUAUGAUUGGGUCGUUAUAAAACUGGGCGUAUCAAGCGGAGCUAUUGAAGGUGUCGAGGUUGACACGGCUUAUUUCGUGGGUAAUUACGGCGAAAAGGCCGAGUUGCAGGGUACUUAUGCCCCUGCGGGAAGUGCAGAUAGCGACGAACAAAUCGCUAGUCCAGAUUAUAAGGGAUGGAAAACGAUAUUACCGGUUGUAGAGUGUGGGCCGAGUCAGCGACGAGCGUGGAGGAUUGAUUCGUACGAUGCUAAGAACCCAACACCAUAUACACAUGUACGUCUAUUGAUGUAUCCGGAUGGCGGGUUUGCGCGUUUGAGACUUUAUGGACAUGCUAUUCCUCCUCCUGUUGCUGCAGCAUCCAGUACGGAAGAAGAGCUUUCAUCUGCUCUGGUGGGUGGUCUUGCCCUCUCCGCGUCCGAUCAACAUUACACCCCAGCAUCAAACACCAUCCUUCCAGGUCGCGGGAAGGAUAUGGGCGACGGCUGGGAAACGGCUCGCUCACGCACACCGGGCCAUGUCGACUGGGCCAUCUUCCGACUCGGCCUACCAGGCACAGUGCACAAGAUCGUAGUCGACACGAAAGAUUUCCGCGGCAAUUUCCCGCGCGAAGUUCGUGUUCACGGUCUCGUCAAGGACGACGCAACCAAAGAUGAAGAUGUCACUAAUGAGCAUCCUGGUUGGAUUGAGUUGUUGAAUGGUGACAAGAAGACCCAGGCUGAUACGGAGCAUGUGUUUGAAGGAGCGGAAUUGGCGGUUGGUAAGGGUGAUGAGAGGGUUUUCUCUCAUGUCAAGUUGACUUUGGUACCGGAUGGAGGUGUGAAGAGGUUUAGGGUGUUUGGGCAGAGGCGUUGA
Messenger RNA from Talaromyces stipitatus ATCC 10500, 1206 nucleotides. Its product is annotated as allantoicase Alc, putative. NCBI's taxonomy places the organism in Eukaryota, Fungi, Ascomycota, Eurotiomycetes, Eurotiales, Trichocomaceae. The transcript has 2 exons. The record is from RefSeq and is a predicted model, not a curated record. Gene Ontology annotation, biological process: allantoin catabolic process. Gene Ontology annotation, molecular function: allantoicase activity. Bases 1 to 1206 code for a protein of 401 amino acids.